GAUGGAUUAAAGCUAGCUAAAGAGAUUGCAAAGAUACACUAUGAGAAUAAAGAUGUCCACUUAGCCCGAGAUGCUAUGGAAACUGCCUUCAGGAAGUACCCGUCCUAUGUUACCCCAGAGGAUGUGAACUUAAUGCUUGAAGUGUUAAUGCAUCAGCAGGAGUAUACAAAGUGUAUAGAGAUUCUUAUCAAUCAUGCAGGAGUUCAGCUUUUGAACAAGCACGUUGGUGAAGAGGAAUUCCACAGUCGCAGUUUAGAGGAGCAGUUAUCCCAGGCAACUGAGUGUUAUGUUCCUGCAGACUUAUUGAUUGAUCUUCACACAAAAUUGACUGUGUCCCUGAUUCAUGUGAAAGCAUUUGAAAUCAGCGCACCACUGGUUGAGCAGCUGAUGACUGAGUCAGUGGAGGAAUUUGGUGACCUGUAUUUAGACAUUGCUGAAGCCUACAUGGAUGUUGAUUUCCACGAAGCUGCCCUCCAACUGCUGCGUCCACUCAUCAACUCGGAUCACUAUAAUGUUGCUGCUGUUUGGCUUCAGUAUGGGGAGAGUUUGGCAGCUGUUGACCAGAUGGAGGAAGCUGCUGAGGCAUACAACAAGGUGGUGAGACUGGCGCCGCAGCAUGCCGAAGCCCGUCUGACCCUCUCCUCCAUCCUGCAGUCGCUUGGCCGCCUGGAUGAAGCUCUCCUCAUCCUGAACCAAGAGAGUGACUUUGAGCCUUUGGACUCACAGCUCCUCUUCCAGCGAUGCAAGAUCCUGCUUGAUCAGAACCUUGUUGACGAAUUCAUUAAUGCUGCUAAAUUGCUGUUCAGGAGGCAUUUUAUUCAUAUUAGAAAUCGAGAUGAGGCAGAAGCCAUGAUCAGCAACAAGAAGCUGAGCAACAAAUACGAAGCCAUCAGAGAACUCCGGCGUUCCAAGAAUGAGAGUCUGGAAGACAAUGGCCCAGCUUACACAGGGCCAGAUGUGUCCAUAGAAGAUCAGUGGGAACUCUUUACCAGUGUGUGUAAUAUCCUUCAUGAAAAGAAGAGGUUUGAAGAACUAGAAAGGAUGACUUUCACAGCCCUUGGGUCUAAAGAAUUUAUGAAGGACAAGGAACGUGCAAGAGAGGUUGAGUUUAUGUGCCUCUUAGCCUGUAUCUACAAUGAAAGCUCCUACUUUGCCUACAACAUUAUGAGGGAGCUGGUGAUCAAGAACCCUGAGAAUGUGAGAUGCUGGAACCUCCUCAACCUCAUCAUCUCCAAAGCAGACGACUUCCGCCACAACCGUUUCCUGCUUCGCCUGACCCACAAACACCCAGACCUGGUAGCCCUGGGAUUGCUCAAUGGCCACAACUGUUUGGUGGCCGGCACCUACAAAUAUUCCUUAGCAGAGUACACAGGUGCCUUCAAGCAAGACCCAAGCAACCCCCUCAUUCCACUCAUGCUUGGACUGACCUUCACCCACAUGGCCUGCCAGAAAUUCAGUGGGAAAAAGCACUCGCUGGUUGUGCAAGCCUGCGCAUUCUUAAAUACUUACGUUGAGAUGCGCGGAGAGUGUCAGGAAUCAAUGUACAACUUGGGACGAGCCAUGCACCAGCUGAAUCUUCUCCCACAGGCCAUCCACUACUACAAGCAAGCCCUUACCUGCCAGCCUGUUGAAUCACUGGAAGGAGGCCCCAUGUUAGACCUCUCAAGGGAAAUUGCAUUUAACCUUGCAUUGAUAUAUCAGAACAGUGGCUCUCCAGAUUUGGCAAGAAUGUAUAUGUAUAAGUACAUACAAAUUUAGUUUAUGAAUAGAGUGUACAUAUGUUGUAAUGAAUAUAUUCAUUCUUCUUUCUGGCAGUGGGAAAUUCAGAAUUUUAGGGACCAAUAAAGCAAUCCAGUAAACUAGGAUAUUAGGAUAUAUGUAGAAAAUGUAUCAUGGUCAUACAUGUGAAUUGGUUGUGUAUGUCAUCAGAGGGAGACUUUAAUUUCAGUAAGGAAUAUAGAGAGAAAUUAAGAAUAACAAGUAUAACCAAAGGAAAGUAUUAAUAAUUAAGAGAAAUUGUGAGUGGGGCAUUAAUAAGAAAUAUUUAUUUUGUAAAUACUGUGUAUAUAUAUA
Penaeus indicus is the source of this 2073-nucleotide messenger RNA. Its product is annotated as general transcription factor 3C polypeptide 3-like. Gene Ontology annotation, molecular function: protein binding. Gene Ontology annotation, biological process: transcription by RNA polymerase III. The annotation marks the transcript as partial. The record is from RefSeq and is a predicted model, not a curated record. NCBI's taxonomy places the organism in Eukaryota, Metazoa, Arthropoda, Malacostraca, Decapoda, Penaeidae. Gene Ontology annotation, cellular component: transcription factor TFIIIC complex. The transcript has 6 exons.